This is a messenger RNA of Cyprinodon tularosa, 1673 nucleotides long. RefSeq names its product cell wall protein DAN4-like. The record is from RefSeq and is a predicted model, not a curated record. NCBI's taxonomy places the organism in Eukaryota, Metazoa, Chordata, Actinopteri, Cyprinodontiformes, Cyprinodontidae. Bases 396 to 1166 code for a protein of 256 amino acids. The transcript has 7 exons.
CCACAACUGCUGCUCCAACCACCACAACAACACCUGCUCCAACCACUACAACAGCUGCUCCCACCUUAACAACUACUUCUCCUACAACAACAGCUGCUCCUACCACAACAACAGCCGCUACAACAACAACAGCAGCUGCUUCGGCUACAACGACUGCAGCUCUAACUACAUCAACUGCUGGUUCAACAACAAGGGCUCCUGCUCGAGUAUUUGUAAUUGAAGCAAUUAUUACUGAACCAUAUGUUGAAGAGCUUGAUAACAGAAGCACUCCACAGUUUAAGGCUCUUGAGCAAAAAGUCACAGCAACUUACGACAUAAUCUACAGGACAGAGUUUGGAGAUAUCUUUAUCCGUAGUUUUGUCAUUAGAUUCCUUCGUGCUCCAGCCACUACACGAAUGAGCAACACUGAAGCAGAGAUGGGUUUGGAGUUUAAUGAAACCACACCAAUGCAGAACCUUCCAGAUGAUGAAGCUGUAAAAAACACCUUAAUAGAGGCAAUAAACUCGACUACCUUUAAUGUAUCGUUCGUAGCUGACUCCGUCAAUGUUACACGCACACCUCUGCCAAGCACCACAGCAACAACUAACACAACUACUGCAGCUCCAAACAAAACAACAGCUGCUCCCACCACAACAUCUGCUCCCACCACAACAACAGCUGCUCCCACCAAAACAUCUGCUCCUACCACAACAACAGCUGCUACCACCACAACGACUGCUGCUCCUACCACAACAACUGCUACUACUGUGGAGGCAACAGUAACAAAACGACUGACUUUUAGGUCUGCUGGUGAGACCUUCACAAAUGAUUUGCUAGACUCCUCGUCUGCAGCGUUUCGAAAUCGAGCUCAACUUCUGAAGUCCAACCUUGAACCAGUCUAUCGGCGAUCGUUUUCUUCAUUCCGAAACUUGUUUGUGAUUUCAUUUAGCAACGGGUCAAUCAUCAACAACAUUGACCUCAGGUUUGCAGCAGCAUCAGCCCCUAAUGGCACUCGGAUAUCAGAGGUUUUGGUCAAUGCAGCUUCAAACAUCACAGAUUUCAACAUUGACACAAGUUCCAUUUUUGUGGAUGGCACACAGGUGUCAAGUGGAGUAAACCACAAUAUGAGCCUCAUCACUGCACUCUGCAUGGUCUUGCUCUCAUGGCUUCUCUCAAGCCAGCAAUAAAGUCUCUGCUGGAUUCCUGGGAAUGAAGGAUGCUGUCCUGAUUGGAAACCAAGAAUUAAACAUAAAUUUAAACGUUUAAGUAUUUAUUGAUUUAUUGAUACCAUAGAACAAUAGUUCUUGCAAUUAGAAUGCCAGCCUAUCCAAAUAUGUUGGUGAAGUUUGUGACAGUAACAUAAAUAAUCAUCCUUAAAUGUAAACAUUAAGAUAAUUUCUUAGGGAUUGUUUAGUUUCAAGACUUUUCAUGCAAUCCUCAAUAUUUCUCCCUUUUUGAUCAAUGCAAAGUAAUUCAAACCAAAGUGGUCUGUGUAAUGCCCUCCAUGAUUGUCUGUUGAUCUUUCUCUUUUUAUUGUAUUUACAUUACAAAUAUAUUCUGUAUCUAUAAUUUGGUCAAAUAUAGUGCAAACUUUUCUGUAUAACAACAUAUAUUAUGAAGCAAAUGAGAAAAAAAAUGUUUGAUCAUGUUUAUAAAAUAUGUAACUUUAUUAAAGGAAUAUAUUUACACAGAUA